Dicentrarchus labrax (European seabass) is the source of this 767-nucleotide messenger RNA. It is a transcript of the gene tmem230b, whose product is annotated as transmembrane protein 230b. Lineage: Eukaryota; Metazoa; Chordata; Actinopteri; Moronidae. Gene Ontology annotation, biological process: synaptic vesicle transport. The coding region runs from base 138 to 497 and encodes 119 amino acids. The record is from RefSeq and is a predicted model, not a curated record. Gene Ontology annotation, cellular component: endomembrane system; synaptic vesicle. The transcript has 3 exons.
GACUGAGGCGAGAACACGGAAGUUCCGUGUUAGAGGAAAGAAAACAGAGAAGACCUCGCUGUGAUCUCCCCUCAGAGCUUCUUUUAAGAAAUACAAACGCUUUCCAAAAAAAACACCGUGAAUAGAGGUAGAGGAAGAUGCCCGCCCGCAACCUUGUGUCCAGCGGGCUCUCUGACAGCAAGGUGAAGUACUCCAGGUUAGCCACUGAUGAUGACGGCUACAUUGACUUACAGUUCAAAAAGAGCCCACCCAAAGUCCCAUACAAAGCCAUAGCACUGGCCACAGUCCUCUUCCUAAUCGGCUCUCUGUUAAUCAUCAUUGGCGCCCUUCUCCUGGCUGGAUACUUUGGAGUCACCCACUCAGACCGAACCGUGCCCGUCCUUAUCAUCGGGAUCCUUGUCUUCCUGCCUGGAAUUUACCACCUACGAAUAGCGUACUAUGCUUCAAAGGGCUACCGUGGCUACUCCUAUGAUGAUAUCCCAGACUUUGAUGACUGACGGACUCCACACAGCUCCAGCCACAGUCUUCCCGUCCUCACACAUACUCAUAGUACUCUGCUUGUGCUAAUUUAAAUGCACUGAUACCUUUUUGAAGACAUUAAAGUUAAUAGAUUCUGUAAAUUAUCUUCAUCUUUUGAUGUUAUUGUGAUUAGUUUUAUACCUAUGGUAGUUGAUGCCAGCCUGCUGUUAUGAAGCCAAAUAAGUCGUUGUUUAAUUUGUAUAUUUGUUUUGUUAGCUUGAUAAAUAAUAAAUCUGUAAUUUAACGAG